AUGGCAACUCUGGCCUAUUGCCAUAGCAACCAAACACUAACGACCCCCAACGUAAACAUAACAAUGCGAAAAUUGGCAAGUGUUUCCACAGCUAGUGUUUUGUCAACAGUGUUUUUGUUACUUUCUGCAAACUUAAUCCCACUUCUCAUGGCUUCAGCCUCAGAGCAAUUAAUAGCAGUGGAUUUCGAGGUGUAUGGAAAAGUGCAAGGGGUGUUCUUCAGAAAGUACACAGCAGCUGAGGCCGGCAAGUUGGGCUUAGGAGGAUGGUGCAGGAAUACGCAACAUGACACUGUCCAGGGGGUAAUUGAGGGAAAACGUAGCAAGGUGGCUGAACUGGUUAACUGGCUGCAGAAAGUGGGCAGUCCUCAAUCGAAAAUCACCAAAGCGGUCUUCACCAACGAGCGCAGCAUCACUCAUUCAAAUUUCGACAAAUUUAUCAUUAAACGUUAAAACGCCUGUAUUAGAAUAACUUUUUAGUCUUGA
Molecule: messenger RNA, 483 nt
Organism: Dendroctonus ponderosae (mountain pine beetle)
Lineage: Eukaryota; Metazoa; Arthropoda; Insecta; Coleoptera; Curculionidae
Product: acylphosphatase-1-like
Exons: 4
Coding region: 1-450 (149 amino acids)
Molecular function (GO): acylphosphatase activity
Source: RefSeq, a predicted model, not a curated record